CAGCGCCAUGUCCUCUCGAUCUAUAACCAUAGUGUCCUCUGGACGGAGCACGGAGCUCGGCUUCAGUGGGGUGAGAAUACACUCGGCUCAGCUCCCCUCACAUCCCAAACUCCCACUGGCGGAGGAGGACAGGGAGUCUGGCAUCGGCUCCACCCUUGACCUCACUGGCAGCUUUGAGGGCUGUAACCAACAUACCAAUCACCACUCCGACAAACCCUCACUGAUGGAGGCAGGCACAUUCCCCGGGGAGAAAGACAGAUCUCCUCAGACCUCAGCAGUGAGUCCAAACAAGAUCAAGAAAGUCCUCAUCAAUCUAUCCAAGAUCCCUCUCCUCUUCCUCCUCCUCUUCCUCUUUGUUUGCUCCUUGGACACUCUGAGCUCUGCCUUCCAGUUAGCAGGGGGUAAAGUGGCAGGGGACAUUUUCCAGGACAAUGCAGUGCUGUCUAACCCCGUGGCAGGGCUCGUGGUGGGGAUCUUGGUUACUGUGCUGGUUCAGAGCUCAUCAACCUCCACCUCCAUUGUAGUCAGUCUGGUGGCCUCCGGACUGUUAGAAGUCAGGUCGGCUGUUCCAGUCAUCAUGGGGACCAAUAUUGGGACUUCGGUUACAAACACCAUAGUGGCCAUGAUGCAAGCGGCAGAACGAACCGAGUUUCAACGUGCUUUUGCCGGAGCAACAAUCCAUGACUGCUUCAACUGGCUGUCAGUCCUGGUUCUGUUGCCCCUGGAGGUGGCGAGCGGGUUCAUGACUCGGCUGUCUCACCUGCUGGUCACCACUCUGAGGCUCGAGCCAGGGGAGGAAGCACCCGAGCUACUCAAGGUCAUCACGGAGCCAGUCACCAAGCUUAUCAUACAGCUGGACAAGUGUGUGAUCACAGGGAUCGCCAUGGGGAAGGAGGGCAUGAGGAACAGGAGCUUGGUGAAAGAAUGGUGCCAGACCAACCUUGUUAUGUCUCAUCACAACGUGAGCACUGAAAGCUGUGACCCCAGCCAUGACUUGCAAACACACGUGAAGUGUAGACAUUUGUUUGCAUCUGCUGAGAUGUCAGACCUCACAGUGGGCCUCAUCCUACUCGCCACCUCGCUGGCUGUCCUGUGCACAUGUUUGCUGCUUCUAGUCAAACUGCUCAACUCUCUUCUUAUAGGCCAAGUAGCAAAGGCCAUCCAUAAAGUCAUCAACACAGACCUUCCCUAUCCAUUUGGAUGGCUGGCAGGAUACAUCGCCAUGUUUGUGGGUGCAGGUGUGACAUUUGUGGUGCAGAGUAGCUCUGUCUUUACUUCAGCCAUGACUCCUCUUAUAGGUGUUGGUGUAAUCAGUUUGGAGCGGGCCUAUCCUCUCACUCUUGGGUCCAACAUUGGCACAACUGCCACAGCCCUGCUGGCAGCUUUGGCCAGUCCUGGGAACAAACUUGCAGCUGCCAUACAGAUUGCUCUGUGUCACCUUUUCUUCAAUGUUUUUGGCAUUCUGGUGUGGUAUCCUUUCCCAUUCAUGCGUCUACCGAUAAGGAUGGCUCGUGUUCUCGGUGAGCGCACUGCCAAGUACCGCUGGUUUGCAAUCUUGUACCUACUCCUCUGCUUCCUGUUGCUUCCAUCACUGGUGCUGGGCCUCUCACUGGCUGGUUGGCAGGUGAUGGCUGGAGUUGGCGCUCCUUUCUUGGGUGUAACCAUCUUCAUUACCAUGGUGAAUGUAAUGCAGUCCCGCAGCCCCCAUCACCUGCCAAACAAGCUCAAGAACUGGGACUUCCUGCCCAAAUGGAUGCACUCUCUUAAACCACUGGACCACCUAAUUGCCAAAACAGUUCUCUGCUGCAGCUUCUCUUGUGAAGACGGACAAGAGGAAGAGGAAGAAGAAGCACCAAUAUCUCCAAGUACAACCUCUUGCAACAAACACACAGAGUUUGCUCAGCUUGCUUACAACAACCCAGUCAUGGAUUACCUGGAUGAGAGAAGACCAGAUGUACCAGUUCUUAAAUUAAAAGGUUUAGAGAGGUGCAACAGUACUCCUCUGUAA
Molecule: messenger RNA, 2008 nt
Organism: Neolamprologus brichardi
Lineage: Eukaryota; Metazoa; Chordata; Actinopteri; Cichliformes; Cichlidae
Source: RefSeq, a predicted model, not a curated record